Messenger RNA from Aspergillus tubingensis, 1164 nucleotides. RefSeq names its product Zn(II)2Cys6 transcription factor domain-containing protein. Bases 1 to 1164 code for a protein of 387 amino acids. Gene Ontology annotation, biological process: regulation of transcription by RNA polymerase II. The record is from RefSeq and is a predicted model, not a curated record. The transcript has 2 exons. Gene Ontology annotation, molecular function: zinc ion binding; DNA-binding transcription activator activity, RNA polymerase II-specific. Lineage: Eukaryota; Fungi; Ascomycota; Eurotiomycetes; Eurotiales; Aspergillaceae.
AUGCCAUCGCGUCGGUCACAUCGCAAGUCUCGUCAUGGAUGCAUUGCCUGCAAAAGGCGAAGAGUCAAGUGUGAUGAGCGUCAGCCGGAAUGCAGCAAUUGUUUGAAUCGCAGCACUGAAUGUGUCUACGCUCCGAGGGAUGAGUGCAUGCAGCCUCCACAGACCGAGAACUCGUCUGGUCGCCGCAAAUCACCCACUACGUCUUCGACUCCAUCAUCAUUAGGCUGGAUGGGCAGCAGCGAUCCUCUUCCGCAAGCCCCCGAGCUAAAUCUUAACAAUAUGGAACUGCUUUUGCAGUGGUGCUCUUCGACAUACGCCACCAUGGCCCACGACCAGCAGUUCGAAGAUCUAUACCGAUGGGUGUUGCCAAAGGAGGGCUUAGAGUAUCCAUUUGUCCUGCACGGCUUACUAGCAUUAUCUGCUCUCCAUAUCGCUCGCACUAGCGAUCCCGUCGCUAGGACCCGCUACUUCUCAAUCGCAUUGGAGCAUCAAAACCGAGCACUCGCUUUAUUCCGACCUGUCCUUCCUUCCAUCAGCCGUGAAAAUAGCCACCCCAUCUUCUUAUUUGCCAGUUUACUUCUGCAAUUGGCGUUCGCCAUUCCUCCUUGUUCUCCGCUCAUGGCGAACCACGACUCUGUACAGGACCUCAUCCAGGCAUUUACACUAUGCAGAGGGCUUCGAGAGAUUCUGGGCGCAUCAUGGAACUGGGUCAGAGAAGGGAAGUUGGCGGAUGUGUUCACCCAAGUGGAUGACACCAAACAUUGGCCUCUACCCGAAACCGUUGAGGUUGCCCUAUCCCAGCUGAAGUCACUCAAUGAGACUCGGGGCGGACAAUUUGGGGACCAUGACGUGGACUGCUACGAUACGGCUAUCAGUCAUUUGAAAGACAUGAUGGAGAUCUACCAAGAUAAGCCGCGCCGUGUCGAAUUGGCCCUGCGGUGGCCUUUCGGCCUUGAAUCCAGAUACCUGAAGCUUCUUAAAGAGAAUGACCCAAUGGCACUAGUGAUACUAGCUCAUUAUUGCCUUGUACUUCAUCAUUUCAGGCACCAUUGGUGGAUGGAGGGUUGGAGCUUACGCGUCGCGCGCAGUAUUUGGGAUCACCUGCAUGAGUCCUGGCGACCAUAUGUGUCCUGGGUCGUAAACGAGGUGGGCUUAGAGGUGUGA